This is a messenger RNA of Leishmania braziliensis MHOM/BR/75/M2904, 1371 nucleotides long. RefSeq lists its product as hypothetical. The record is from RefSeq and is a predicted model, not a curated record. NCBI's taxonomy places the organism in Eukaryota, Euglenozoa, Kinetoplastea, Trypanosomatida, Trypanosomatidae. Bases 1 to 1371 code for a protein of 456 amino acids. Gene Ontology annotation, biological process: protein acetylation. Gene Ontology annotation, molecular function: N-acetyltransferase activity. The transcript has a single exon.
AUGAUCAAUGAACAUGUCUGUCUGAUCAGUGAUGGGGUGCUGCUGGUGCCCUACCUGGCGCCAUUUGUGCCACGGUACCAUGAAUGGAUGUGUGACUCGGGGCUUCUCGCGGCCACCGAGAGCGAGCCUUUGUCUUUCGACGAGGAGCGGGAGAACCAAGUGUCGUGGCUGCAAUCGACAGACAAGAUGACGUUCAUCUUGCUGGCACCGGUAAAGGUGCAUCGUGAUGACGCCUUUGCCACCGACUGCCGCCGUCUUUCCAACGAUGCAGAAGAGCAGCAGCAAAUGACGGACGGCACCGGUGCUCGGCUCGUGCGCUUGCGUGGAAGUGUGCCGCCGCUCGCAGAAGUGUUUGGGACAACGUCUUUGUCAUCCGUUUCCUCUCUCGCGCCGUUUUGCCGCUCAGGAGGUGGGGUGUUGUACCCGGGCAGUAUCGUCACUGCCGCGGAUCACGCUUGCGUCGUGGGGGAGUUCCAUCCACAGCAAAACUUACCGAGCUCCUCCGGUGAAGCGAUCCCGCUGUUGAAGCGGUACGCCCCCUCCCAGGUGAAAGAGCUCUUUAACAACGAAGCGAUCUCAUCAGCAUCACAGCAGGAAGGGGCCUGCACAAGAGCUGAGGAGGCGCUGCGCCGUGCGCUGGUGCACCCGUAUGUCAUGAUCGGAGAUUGCAAUCUUUUCUUGCUUGCAGAGGAUGGUGACGACACCGAUGAAGUUGCUAGCGGGAUUUCCGCACUUGACCGGUCGAGCCCCUGCGGACAGCCGCAGAGCUGCCGAUCCCCGCAGUCUCUUGCGAAAUCGUCGAGUGACAACACGCCACCUACUCCGGUGUCCUCCAUGGCACCCUCGCGUACGUUCGAGGUCGAGGUGAUGGUGGCUGACACGGCGUUCCGGCGUCGCGGGUUGGCGGAGGCAGCCGUGCGCAUGAUCAUGCAGUACGCCGUCGCUGUCUGCGGUGCAACCCGCUUCGUGGCCAAGAUCCUUGACAAGAACGUUGGCAGCAUUGCGCUUUUCACAAAGCGCCUCCAGUUUGUGCCGUUUAAGGAGGUGAAGGUGUUCCACGAGGUCCAUUUUGCCCGUUCACUCAUCACAGAGAUGGAGCGCCGUGCGUGGGAGCUGGAGUGCCGGCGCAGUAGCUGCAGACACGGCGCAUCUAACACCACUUCUUUGCACGCUCGAACGGCGGAGCACGGAAGUUGUUCAGGUGCUGUGCCGGGCGGCUCAAGAGGCGCAGAGAAGCUGGAGGAGGAGCCGCCGUCCGCGUCACCACCGCAUUUGCCGCAGACCGAGUCGGAAAUAGGCCACACGUACUGGUGCGCACCGCUGGACGACGCGUUGGCGUCUUCGAUUCGAGUCUUCACACAGACGCCAUAA